This is a messenger RNA of Heterobasidion irregulare TC 32-1, 837 nucleotides long. RefSeq lists its product as uncharacterized. NCBI's taxonomy places the organism in Eukaryota, Fungi, Basidiomycota, Agaricomycetes, Russulales, Bondarzewiaceae. The record is from RefSeq and is a predicted model, not a curated record. The transcript has 4 exons. The coding region runs from base 1 to 837 and encodes 278 amino acids.
AUGCGUUCGCGUUCGCUGGACGUCGCAGGCUCGACAGGGGCACGGGACGGGCGCACAGCGACCAAUCACCAACGCCGCGCGUUCAUUGGCUCGCGCGGCCGGCUGACGCACGCUGAUGAGCGACCCGUGCCGCUCCCUCCGCCUUCCUCAAGUCUCGACCCUUGCCUCGUCCGCUCGACGAGCAGUGCGUAUGCGACCCGUGCCGAAUCCGCAUGCGACGCGCAGCCGGGCGGCACAGCAGCGCUCGCGGGAGCGAUGGCCCUCGAGAAGGCACCAACGAUGCAUACUGAGCCAAAGAACCUGAUCGAGCUCGAGCAGUUAAUUGGGCAUCCGGGCGCCCUUGAGCUUGGGUACUUAUGCUGUAUCGUGAUGGAUUGCCCUCGCGAGUCAGUUACUGUGAUGUGCGCGAUAUCAGCGCUUCAGCGCCGUGUGAUUGUUGGCAAGCCCAUGAUCCACGAUGUCCAUCGAGGCUGCCGCUCGCACGCACACUACGCUGCAUGGAAAGCACGCCUGCGGGGGAGUGCACGCAGGUACACGCACGCGAUAGUCAUCAUCUGCACUCGUGAUCGUCCUGUCCGGAUCGGCGCACGCCCUCGCACGCUCGCGAUUGGGCAGCGCACCGAUGCAGACUUGAUGCAGUCGCUGGGCGCUGAUGCAGAUGGCGCAGGUGAUGGCGCAGGUGAUGGCAUCACGUCGAGACGGGCUCCAGACUCGGAUGGCCUAGGAGGGCCCGCUCGCGAGCAGUUCGCGAGCCUCGCGCGCCCAGGUCCCUCGGUGGGUCCCUCUGCGGGGGGCUCGACCGCGCAGCGUCGUCGUCGUGCAAACUUAACUCAAUAG